Messenger RNA from Candidula unifasciata, 1497 nucleotides. NCBI's taxonomy places the organism in Eukaryota, Metazoa, Mollusca, Gastropoda, Stylommatophora, Geomitridae. The record is from the annotation of a GenBank genome assembly.
AUGGCCGAACCUGAAUCCGAACAAAAGCAAGACAGCGGGGAAGAGUCUGAUGAUGAAGAAGUGUUAGAAGAGAGUCCGUGUGGAAGAUGGCAGAAAAGGAGAGAAGAGGUUGAUCAGAGAGAUGUGCCAGGUAUUGACAGUGCCUUCCUGGCAAUGGACACAGAGGAAGGAGUGGAAGUUGUGUGGAAUGAAGUACGGUUCUCGGAGAAAAGGGAUUUUCGGGCACAGCAGGACAAAAUCCGACAAGUGUUUGAUAACCUGUGUCAACUUGACCACCCUAAUAUUAUCAAAUUCCACAAGUAUUGGACAGAUACAAAAGCAGACAAACCAAGGGUCAUAUUUAUAUCUGAAUACAUGUCUUCUGGAAACCUGAAACAGUUUUUGAAGAAAACCAAAAAAAACAAUAAGACAUUCCAGUUAAAGGCAUGGAAACGAUGGUGCACUCAGAUUUUGUCAGCAUUAAGUUACCUCCACUCUUGUGAUCCUCCCAUAAUUCAUGGCAACCUCACAUCUGACACAAUCUACAUCCAGCAUAACGGUCUUAUUAAAAUAGGUUCAGUUGCACCAGAUGCCAUUCAUCACCAUGUGAAGACUUUUAGUGAAAAUCUGAAAAAUGUCCACUACACUGCCCCAGAAUGUGAAGACAGUGAACAAAUGACAACAAAAGUGGAUAUUUAUUCUUUUGGAAUGUGUGCUCUAGAGAUGGCAACACUUGGGUUUCAGACAAAUGGGGAGACAGGGACUUCAGAGAAAGAUAUUAUUAAUGCUUCCUUGGAGCAGGUGGAGACUCCACUGCAGAAGGACUUCAUUCAGAGCUGCCUGCAGCGAGAUCCCAAAUUACGACCAACAGCCAGAGAGUUGUUGUUUCACAAGGUCCUAUUUGAAGUUCACUCACUCAAACUUCUGGCAGCGCACAAGAUUGUCAAGUCAAAUGUAUUGUUAGCUGAAAAUAUCACAGAAAUCACCCAGGUGGCUAAAAAUGAUGACCCAAACCGGGUCAUUGCUGAGAUCCCCAGUAUGGGUGGCCAGAUAGUUCAUUUAAAGGUUUCCCAGACACCACCGUUGGAGCUUGACAAGCUUUUAGAUGAUGUCAAGAACGGAAUUUAUCCCUUGACGGCGUACGCCAUGAGUUAUACUCCAGUGAGCCGCCCACGCGCUGCCAGCCCUGAGAUUGCUGAGUCGGUGAAGUCAGAGACGCCGGAGCCAUAUGAUGUUGAAACAAGAUUGAUUGUUUCCAUGACAUGUCAUAUAACACGACUGGAAGAUAGUCCCCACCCUCAACUGACACUGCUAGUGCGCUUUGAUGACCAGAUAAACCGGCAGUUGCAGUGUGAGGUGACCAACGACACUGGCGAAUCAUUAGCUGACGAUUUGGUUUAUCAUGGUUUCAUCAAUGAAAAAGAUAGAGACAAAGUUGCUUCACUCAUUGGGAUAACUCUUCCAAACACCAGCAUGGUUCCCAAAAUCUCCCCGCCCCAUGUGAACAGCGUGUCAUAG